This is a messenger RNA of Pseudoliparis swirei, 978 nucleotides long. RefSeq names its product stanniocalcin 1, like (gene stc1l). The transcript is spliced from 5 exons. The record is from RefSeq and is a predicted model, not a curated record. Gene Ontology annotation, cellular component: extracellular region. Gene Ontology annotation, biological process: intracellular calcium ion homeostasis. The coding region runs from base 196 to 978 and encodes 260 amino acids. NCBI's taxonomy places the organism in Eukaryota, Metazoa, Chordata, Actinopteri, Perciformes, Liparidae. Gene Ontology annotation, molecular function: hormone activity.
CACUAACACACACACACCGCGCUCUGAUUGGUCCGUCCACGGGGUCCCGGUAUAAGUAGGGGGCCAGCAGGAGGACCGGAGCACCUGACCCAGGACCUCCUCAGACCCAGGACCUCCUCAGACCCAGGAACUCCUCAGACCCAGGACCUCCUCAGACCAGGGACCUCCUCAGACCCAGGACCUUCUCAGACCAGCAUGGCGUCCGGCUCCGCUCCGGUCUCCUUCCUCCUGCUGCUCCUCUUCCUCGGCCUCCUGGGCUCGGCCUCUGGCUUCCAGCCGCUCCCAGAGGAAGCGGCUCCUCGCCGCGCUCGUUUCUCCUCCAACAGCCCCACUGACGUGGCCCGCUGUCUCCAUGGCUCCGUCUCCGUGGGUUGUGGUUUCUUUUCGUGUCUCGAGAACUCGACGUGUGACACGGAUGGGAUGCACGAGAUCUGUGAGCUGUUCCUCCAAUCAGCAGCCAGCUUCAACACGGAGGGUAAGACCUUCGUGAAGAAGAGUCUUCUCUGCAUCUCUCAAGGAAUUUCCUCCAAGAUUUUCCAAACAAUCCGACGCUGCAACAUCUUCCAGAGGAUGAUCGCCGAGGUGCAGGAGGAGUGUUUCAGCAGUCUGGACAUCUGCACUGUGGCCCGGACCAACCCGGACGCCAUCGGAGAGGUGGUGCAGGUCCCCACCCACUUCCCCAACAGGUACUACAGCACCCUGCUGCAGACGCUGCAGGUGUGUGACGAGCAGACGGUGGCCUCGGUGCGGACCGGCCUGGUGGCCCGGCUGGGCCCCGACAUGGAGGCCUUCCUCCAGCUGGUCCAGAGCAAGCCGUGCGCCGCCGGCUCCGGCUCCGCCUCCUUCAACGACCCGUCCAGCUGGAGGAACAUGCCGGUGUUCAACGUGCAGCCGGGCUUCAGGGGCCGAGACCCCACCCACCUAUUCGCCAGGAAGAGGUCCGUGGGGGUGGAGGGGGGGGUCCGGGCGCAGCAGUAG